Clupea harengus (Atlantic herring) is the source of this 2728-nucleotide messenger RNA. RefSeq names its product saxiphilin (gene sxph). The record is from RefSeq and is a predicted model, not a curated record. NCBI's taxonomy places the organism in Eukaryota, Metazoa, Chordata, Actinopteri, Clupeiformes, Clupeidae. Gene Ontology annotation, cellular component: plasma membrane; early endosome; recycling endosome. Gene Ontology annotation, biological process: iron ion transport.
UAUUAACUUGCUCGCUCUCCAUAUCGCAUUUUUUCUUUGCUGCUUUUGGCUUCACGUGUUAAAAUUUGAGUGCACACUGCUUUUGGUAUUAUGGGGUAAUCUUGAAUUCACUGGCAAAUGUCUGGACGACAAUAGUCCGCGUGACAAACUCGGUUUAAUGCGUUCCAGAUGCGCCCAAUCUGAAAACCUGAGUCGCAAGUGUAUGAACGCAUAGCCUACACUUGGGAGAGAAUUGUUUGAUACUUGUCAGAAGAGAUCCGUGUUUGAUCAAGGCCAUCUGUCGUAGGUCCAGGAUAUGGUCGGCUGUCGAGGUUUCCCUCGAGUCUCCAUGGGACUCCGUCUGUGUUGCAGGCGCUAAACUGCAAACGCAAUAGCGUUAGUUAUUUCCUUCCAGACACCAUCAUGAAAGCUGCGUGUGUUAUUGUAAUCAUCAUCAUAUGCGCCUCUCAGACCUCGGGUAAGAAGAUGAGGUGGUGCACAGUGUCAGAGACGGAGCAGAAGAAGUGUGCUGAGCUGUCCAAGGCUCUGGUGGCUGUUCUGCCUCCGGCGGCCGUGAAUGCUUUCGCCAGGCUGUCCUGUGUGAGGGCCUACAGCACGGCCGACUGCAUUGACAAAAUCAGGGCGAAUCGUGCAGACCUAGUGACGUUGGAUGCAGGGGAGGUCUACACUGCUGUCAAACAGUUUGGCCUCACUGCCAUAGCAAAAGAAAUCUACAGUGAUGGUGGCUGUAUCCUUGCGGUGGCUGUAGUGAAGAACAGCAGUGAGGGGCUGGAUAUGCGCUCUCUACAGGGCCGCAGGAGCUGCCACAGUGGGGCUCGCUGGACAGCCGGCUGGAGCCUCCCGCUGGGACACCUGCUGUCCCGAAACCUGCUGCCCUGGCCAGAGGAGCAGCCAUUCAGCCAAGCGGUGAGUCACUUCUUCAAUGCCAGCUGUGUGCCAGGGGCGGCCUCCCUAACACCUAAGCUUUGUGGCCUCUGCCAAGGUCAGAGGUCGUACGUCCGCCACCGCAACUUUCACUGUGAAACAUCUCACAGCGAACCCUUCUAUAACAACCAAGGGGCUCUCAGAUGUCUAAAGACAGGAGCAGGAGAGGUGGCAUUUGUGGACCACACUGCCCUCAGCAGCAUUGAAGAGAGUGAGAGAGGAGAGUACAGGUUGCUCUGCACAGACGGCCUGAGUGCUCCUCUUAGUGACUUCAGGAGGUGUAACCUGGGCAGGGGUCCCGGAGGGGGAGUCGUCACACGCAAUAACUACCGCAAGAUUGCCCGCAAAUUCCUCACAGCAAUAACGAUGGUGUUUGGCUUGCGAGGAAGGGAGAGACAGCGAUUCCAGCUGUUUGACUCAAAGCCGUUUGGCUCCAGCGACCUGCUCUUCAAGGAUGUAACAGAGAAGCUAGCCAUCCUGCCUGAUGACAUUGACAUCAGUCAGGUGCUCGGCCUGGACUAUGUGGCUCUUCUUAAAGGCCUGGGACAUGAAGGUAGUUCUCUUGAGGACAGUGUAGUGCGGUGGUGCUGCAUCAGCCAUGCAGAGCAGAAGAAGUGUGAGCGCUGGGCUCUAAGCAUCAAGUCUGACCCACUGGUGUGUGUGAAGGCGGCCUCCAUGAGCGACUGCAUCGAGAAGAUCAAGAGAGAUGAAGUAGAUGCUGUUUCACUGGAUGCAACUCACAUCUUCAUUGCUGGGAGAUGUGGUCUUGUUCCUGUGGUGACCGAGUACUAUGGAGAGAAGUGUGAACCAUCUGCGGGAUCCACUCAUUUUGAGACUGAAGACAUGCCCCCCGUGUGGGCUGUGGCACUGGUGCGGCGCUCCAGCAAGAAUGUGUUUUUGGGGAACCUGGGGGGCCGGCGCUCCUGUCAUGGCCACAUGUACAGCCCUGCUGGCUGGCUGCUGCCUGUCAGGCACCCCCUCAGCCAUGAACACAACAGCAGCUCCGGCUGCAACCCCAACAAAGUAUACUCUAAGGUCUUCUGGAAGGGUUGCCUUCCUGGCUCUCGGGAUAACCUCUGUAAGGUCUGCAUGGGAGGAACAGAGGAGGCAGCUACUAAACGUUGUGCUGAUAACCACAAUGAACGUUACUAUGGAAACAUGGGUGCUUUGAGGUGCCUUGUGGGAGAUCCCAGUGGAAAGAGUUAUGGGGAUGUGGCUUUCCUGGAACACCACAACUUGGAGAACAACAUCCUGCGGCUGAACUCCACUGGCUGGGCAGAGGGCUGGCUGUCCUGGGACUUUGAGCUGCUGUGUGGGUCAGGUGGCCGUGCCCCCCUCUCUGACUGGCAGAACUGUAAUCUGGGAGCAGUGCCACCCAAUACGGUCAUGACUCGACCUGUUCUUACCACCCGCAUCUAUGACUUUCUCAUCAAGUCUCAGGAAACUCUGGCAACCCACCCAGACUCAGAGUUUCAACUGUUUGAGUCUCAGGAGUAUGGGGAGAGUGAUUUGCUCUUCAAAGAUGCCACAAGCUGCCUGGUCCACACCAGCCACAUGGACUACCGCACUAUCCUUGGAGAGGAGUUUUAUAGGCAAGCUGAAGCAGUCUUCAACUGCACACGCGCAGAUAUUUUGGAGUUUUGCAACCAGGAUGUUUGCAGUAUUUUCUGAACAAAAUGACAUCAAGACAAGAAUCCCCUUUUCAACAUACUCUGUGGGUCCAAUCGCCCCUGAUUCAGAUGUUGUAUGCUGGUAUACAGUGUCUUUCUUGUAAAACAUUGAGCUAAAUAAACUAAUAAAUGUA